AAGACCCCAGUUUGCGUUAUUGGGAGCACCUCAACCUCAAUAUUUUAGAUUAACGCCAUCUUAGGAUGUUAAAAAAAGACUUAGAUUAACUAUAUUCCUCCACUUUUAAUAUGUGUUUGUUUUUUGUGGUCUCCAAACGAAUGGGAUUAUCCUUGAGAAACAUAUAAAAACUCGGAUGGGAAAUGCCACUGCCAAAACGCUUGGUAGAGCCGGUGCAUGUUGCACGCGGUACCAUCCCGGAGGACUUUCCUCUGCCCUCGGAGCUUGAGGCUGCCACAAACGGCACUCUAGCCAACGCAGUACGCCAGCUGAGUAGCCUCAGUAAACAUGCCGAGGACCUGUUUGGAGAAUUGGCUCGAGACGCACAAGUGUUGGCGUGUCGUGCUAACUCUCUCCAAGCGAGAAUCGACAGACUUGCCAUCAAAGUAACACAACUAGAUAGCAAUGUGGAGGAAGUGUCGUUGCAAGACAUACACAUGCGCAAAGCGUUCAAGAGCAGCGUAGUGUUUGACCAGCAGGUGGUGUCGAGAGAUACAAUGCCAACAGCCAUGCUGGAUACAUACAGACACUGUGAUAAGCCGCCUCCGCUAGACAAACUCAACUCAUAUAGGGACGAUGGAAAAGAUGGGUUGAAGUUCUACACGGAUCCAGGCUACUUCUUCGACUUGUGGCGACAAGAAAUGCUUAAAGACACAGAAAGAAUGAUGCACGACAAAGGGAAGAGGCCCCAUCGGCCGAGAAAUGAAGGCGGCGGCGGACGACACAAGAAGCGAGUGCGACAACCUCACAACACGAGGGAGCGACAGAGACAGAUCGUGGUUGGUCAAGGAGAGUACAUCAUGCCACAGCCUCAACCAUCGCACUACCGCACACCUCAGGUACAACAGCAGAACUACCAUCAGAUGAUGCCAGACGAGGCUCUGAUGAUGAUGGGAGACGGCCGACCACCGAGGCCCAAUAGUAUAGAGUUACGACGCAGCUAUCCCCAGGAACAGGUGGACUCUGUGUACAGUCCCCAUCCUCACCCUGGCGCACACAACCCUCCGGAUAUAUACAGGGAGAACUAUAUAAUGGGCAACGAAGAGAAUGUUUGUGGACAGUACACCGGGGGCAUCAGCAGUCACUACGCCCCAGGAUCUAUCCAGGAGUACACAAGUCCCACGGGAACUCCCAGUAGAGGGUCCAGAGCGACCUCACAACGGCCGUCUGUGCCACCUCCUGCUCCUCCCAGCAAUACUAACUCACAGACCAGCACACCCACAAUUUCGUCAACGACCAACACCCCGACUCGUGGCAGGAGUAUGAGCACUGGACGAGAGACGCUUCCACCGCCGCCGCCUCCACCGGUGGACACCCCCACCACUAGUCCUCCCAUCCAGACAACCUCCCCACGAACCUCCCUUACUCCGGAGCCACUCCCACCUCCCCCACCAUUGCCAGACUUGCCACCGCCACCUUGUAACAUUCCUCCCCCUCCACCCCCACCGCCACCCAUGCCAGUCCCCAACGGACCCACCUCACCUUCACCCUUGAUCAACGGGGACAUCGGCAAGUCUCCUGUCAAACAGAUAAUCUCGAUGUCGCCUCCCAGCAAGGUGUCCACCUCUCCGCCCAAGCCGGUCGGAGACGUCAACAUGAACUCUACGGCCAUCAGACCCAAGGGUGUGACAGCUCCUCCUCAGUACGACCCUCGCUGCGACCUGCUCAAGGCUAUCCGCGAUGGCAUAAAACUGCGCAAAGUAGAGAAAAACGAGCAGAAGGAAGGUGAACGCACAAAUGCCCUGCACGACGUGGCGUCCAUCUUGGCGCGACGAGUGGCCGUGGAGUUUUCUGACUCAGACUCGGCUAGUGAAAGUGAAUAUGAUAGUGAGGGGUGGGGAGAACAGGAGACGAGCGCCUAGAAGUCGCUUAAGGUGCGACGUUAAAAUCGCACCAUCCAUACUUCUCAUCCUUUAUUCCUCAAUGUUUGUCCCUUGGAGGGAUUACAGUAGUUGUAACACACACGACAGUCUACAACUGCUACGCAUUAUGCUGAGAACCAAUCAACUUAGAGGGUGUACUACGAUUCAUUUGAAAUUAUCAAAUGCUCUCCUAAACUAGGCAAUUGAACAUUAAAACUAUAUAAAGAAUGUAGGAAAUCUGCAAAUCACCCAAUGUCAAGAGUAUUUUUAGAUUUUGUUCUAUCUGCUAAUUAUUUUCCAUGUUACCGACUCGUAAAAGGGAAUUUAGUGUGUAUUGCGGGCUUAAAUUAGCCUUCAUCUUAUCAUGAAGUUUAAUGUACGAGAAUCCUACAUUGGAAUCGGCAUUUGUCAGAAAUGUCAUACAGUAACUAAGAACCAAUUGAAAUGCAAAAGAUUUUCCUGUAAGGUUUUUGAAACUCCUGCAAUUUAAAAUUAUUUGGCUUUACAUAUUAACUUUUAAAGUUGUAUUUGACUAGGAAGGAAUCAACUACGCACUCCCAGUUUGUUACUGUUGUACGAAUCUAAUGUAAACACAUUCUGUGCAAUAUCACAACUGUUUCGAUAGAUUCUUAGUAACAUCAUUCUUCAAAGUCUUAAAGUUUUAGUGAGGCUGUUGUCUGAUAAUUUGCUGUUUUACAUUUUGAAAAUUGUGUUUGCUAAUGUCUUUUGAGUUGCACCUUAUUUGUUCCCUUUUUGUCUUUUUCUGUGCAUUGCACCCUCUUAGACGUUGGGCUUGGUUUUAUUGAAGAUUUAAAAAAAUCAAUAAAACAAGAUCAAAGUUUGUUGGUACCAUAUAAUUGCUUAAAGAAAUUAUAUUUUUCUUAUCAUGAAAACGUUUUAAAAAUAUUUUCUAAAAUAAAUGGUGAUUGAAAUAGUUUUGAAGGAAUAAAAUUGGUCUGUUUCACAUUCUAAUUAUGGUGCUUUUAUGGUAUGUUAAAAUUUGUUCAUUUGAGUUAUGUUUUACUCUAAGGUUUGUUACAAUAAUUUAAUUUAAUCGUUAUUUUAAAAUAUUCAAUGUUUGCUGUACGCACAAGUCUUAAGUUUUGUUAUGAUGAUGAAGUUUCACUAAUAAUCUAGGUAUUUAAAUGUUGGGCCACAAUUUCGGUGAAGUUGGUAAAGUCAAUUAUGUAAGGGUUCUUAAAAGAUAUAGGAAAAAGAUUAUUAUUUGAGCAAAAAAUUCCUAUUAAAUCAAAUGAACUGACUCUUUUUGAACAUAAAUUAAAUUUGGAUAACUAUUGUAAAAGAUUUGAGUUUGGUACUGAAUAUAAGAGAUUUUAUUUAUACAUAACAUAUUGAAUAAAUAUUUGUUGUCGUAUUAUGACGAUCUAAAUUUAUCCAUUUGAAUAUUAUUUAAUUUGUAAAUUAUAUUUAAAACAAUCUCCCACCAUUAUAUUGAGAAGUUCAAAUACACUAACAAAAUUAUUUAAAGUUCUUUUGUAGGUAAGAUCUGAAAGUUUUUGUGUCGCGAUAUGUCAUAAUUUAAAAUAAGAAUUUAAGAUAAGAUAAAAAUAUUUAGAAUUAAGGUAUUUGUGUACAGUAAAAAUUCAAUUUAUUUAUUUACGGUUGUUGAAAAUAUUUUACAAUGUGAGUUUUAUUAGUAUUACAAAUCAGGUUUUACGCUGAAAAUCUUUUUGAGGCCGAAUCUUAUCCAUCGACAGUUUAGUCAUGUAGCGUCUAGUUGUUUUUUAGUGAAAUGCUCAAACUAUUUCUUAACAUUCCUCUUUAAGCAGUCCAUUUAAUCCCAUUUCUAAUAUUAAUUUCACAAUCUCUAUUAUACAUAGAUGUGUGGUUAACUUGGUAAUACGCCAGUACUUCUCAAAUUUCCUUUUCUGUUUUAAAGUAACACUGUACUAUUCUGCGCUAUUUCUAAUGGAGAUUAAUAUAUUAUAAUGUAUUAGGAUAUGUAGUAGUUAUACAUUACUUGACCGAUAUUUAAUAUAAAGCUUUACUACUGACCUUUUACUAUAGUUAUUUAUUCAUACAAUAUUUUGAAUAUAUUUCAUAUAAAAGGACAUUUGCGAUCGUUCACACCUUACGAUGCAACAUGUCCGCGGAGUUUUGCCACUCCCGAGUAAAUAUUAUCUGUGUAAGGUGUAGAUUAGAUAGUGUAAUAAAUAAUUAUAUGUAUAUAUUUAUUCUAGUAAAAAGAACAACAUAACAAGACAUAAUAUGAAAACUGACUAAGGUUGAAUGAAUAAAAACACUCACGGUUUCGGAGUCAAACGACAAUUGAUUGUUUUUAGUUACCAGUCAAAGUUAUGUUGUUCUUUAAAAAAUUAUUUGUAAAAAAUUAGCUUAGAAUAAAACAUCCUAAACACGUACCUUUCUUAUAACUCAUAGAUUUGUCUUAUGAAUGUCCGUUUAAUUAGAUAUCUGGGAAAGGUUAUUGUUUUUAUUUUAAUACAAUAUUCAAAGAGUUUUUAAGAGUGUUUGUUACUAAUAUAAUUCCAGUGUCAUUAAUAUGUGAUGUUUUAAACACUAUAGAAUUGUAAUAGGAAUUUUUACUCAAAAUUUUUAAACUUUCUUUUAAUUCAUCAGUAAAUUAUUUUUUUAAUUCUGAAGCACAGUAAAGCAUUGCAGUAAGUAUUGUAUUUGCAUUGUUUUAAAUCGUCAAUUAGUUAAUGGUAUAGUUUAAUAUAAUGUGAAAAUGUAAGCAGCAAUAGUUCUAGUUUUUACUAUCCAUUGUAAACAUAAUCUUCUAUCAUCCAUAAUCUUACUAUGUUAGUUGAGGAUUGUUUUGAAUAACUAUUAUGAAAGUUGGGAAUAUUUUCAAAGAACACUUAAUGUUCGCUUCUGGUAUUGUUAUUUUUCUAAUGGUUUUACUGUGUUUUAGUGCUUUAGUGCUGUUUAUAAUUGAAUAUCUCCCUCGAAAAAUGUUGUAAACGACAUAUUUUGUGACCUUGAGAUUUUGAAAGAACAACAUGCAAAUUACAUUCUCUUUGUGGGACAUUUGGUUUUGAAAAAUACGUAGGUUGGCAGCACUACAAACUGAAUGCGCGGGAAACUGGCAGUCGUGGCAUUGGUGCGACCAGAACAUUGAUAUUCACUUUUGUCACUUGCAAUGUUUUUUCUGAGGAAAUAUUCAAUUACAAUUAAUCAACCAUUGGUGUUUUCUAGAAAAUUACUCUUGAAUAUUACAUUUUUUCCAAUUCGACAAAAUACAAUCCAAACCACUCUUUGCUCCUCUGUAUAAAUCAAUAUAACCUUUGUACAUAGCUGAUAGAACUAUUUUACUAAAUAUCAAGUCUUGUUGUAGUCAUAGUUCUACCUGCAAUAAAUGACAUGGUUGCAGUUGUAUAUAGGUGUACAAUAUUUGUAGAAAAGAGUUUUGUAUCAAGUGUAACGCUUUCUAUAUACAAAAUGUGCUUGAUUUUACCAAAGCUACAGAUUAAUAUUGUUUGGAAAUUACCAUAUGUACAGAUAGCGCUACAGUCACAGUUGAAUCUCCGAGUCUAGUGGAUGUGUCGGGUUUGGUUUGGCAAAUGUGGUUUUUAAAUGUCUAUGGAAUCACACUUUCGCAUUCUGGUAUGUGUAAUCGUAUUUAUUUUCAACAAAACUGAGCUUUCAAAGCUAAAUUAUUUUUGGGGAUAUAGUACUCAUCCACUAUUACUUAUUAUAUCUUAUAAAUUUAUAAAGAAAUAAAUGUUGAUUAUGCAUAGAUAA
Molecule: messenger RNA, 5624 nt
Organism: Macrosteles quadrilineatus (aster leafhopper)
Lineage: Eukaryota; Metazoa; Arthropoda; Insecta; Hemiptera; Cicadellidae
Gene: SCAR
Product: actin-binding protein WASF3
Exons: 11
Coding region: 183-1901 (572 amino acids)
Biological process (GO): actin cytoskeleton organization; positive regulation of Arp2/3 complex-mediated actin nucleation
Cellular component (GO): cytoskeleton
Molecular function (GO): actin binding; Arp2/3 complex binding; protein kinase A regulatory subunit binding
Source: RefSeq, a predicted model, not a curated record